Brassica oleracea var. oleracea is the source of this 534-nucleotide messenger RNA. RefSeq lists its product as uncharacterized. The transcript has a single exon. NCBI's taxonomy places the organism in Eukaryota, Viridiplantae, Streptophyta, Magnoliopsida, Brassicales, Brassicaceae. The record is from RefSeq and is a predicted model, not a curated record. Bases 1 to 534 code for a protein of 177 amino acids. Gene Ontology annotation, biological process: negative regulation of abscisic acid-activated signaling pathway.
AUGUUGUCUUCAGAAUCGAGUUACGGUAGUGAUGUUAGCGACGAUGGUAUUGCCACCGAGUUGAUGGAGCAAGCGACGUACAAAUGCAAGUAUUGUCCGAAGACUUACUCCAAAGGACAAGCAUUGGGUGGUCACCAAAAUGUUCACAAGAGGGAGAGAGAGAUCACCAAAAGACAAGAACGUGCUAUGUUGGUGAGUAUGAACCCGCCCGAUCCAUAUCCGUACCCACAUCCGUUUCCUAGCCAGUACGCACUCCCAUCAGGAUUUGAACAGCCUCGUUACAUUAUUGAUGAACCAGAUAAUCUACAUGUGGUCUACAACUCAAGUCAAAACCCAUACCAAUCCGUCAUGGCUCAACCCCACACUCAAUCAUUAUUGCCAGCAUCGUCACCCGUUUGCUUAAAACUUUGUCUAGGUGUUGGAAGUAGCUCACAAGACCAAACGCAAACCAAAGAACCAAACGAUGCGACAAAAGAUAUGGCUGCUGAGAAAGAAGAUCAUGAACUUUCCCUUUCUCUCUCACUCAAGCUGUGA